Meloidogyne enterolobii is the source of this 1495-nucleotide messenger RNA. Lineage: Eukaryota; Metazoa; Nematoda; Chromadorea; Rhabditida; Meloidogynidae. The record is from the annotation of a GenBank genome assembly.
AUGGAUACAACCGAUUCAAAGGAUAAAAUUUCCAAGCAAGAGGAAAAGGAAGUUAAAGCUUUGGGAGAGGAGGAAAUAGCCGCCUUAAAAAGUUACAAUUUGGGGCCGUAUUCCGAUAAAUUGAGGCAAGUCGAUACUGACAUUCAAGAGGCGUUAAAGAAUAUCAAUACACUUUGUGGUGUGAAGGAGAGCGAUACAGGCCUUGCGCCUCCUGCUUUGUGGGAUCUUGUUGCCGAUAAACAUGCUAUUGCUCAUGAGCAGCCUCUUCAGGUUGCUAGAUGUACAAAAAUAAUCAAAACUGAAGGCCAAGAUCCGCGUUAUAUGAUUAAUGUCAAACAAUUUGCUAAAUUUGUUGUGGAUUUGGCCACACAAGUUGCACCCACCGACAUUGAAGAAGGAAUGCGUGUUGGGGUUGAUCGGAAUAAAUAUCAGAUCCAUAUCCCUUUACCGGCAAAAAUUGAUCCGUCUGUGACAAUGAUGACAGUUGAGGAGAAACCGGACGUGACAUAUGCUGAUGUUGGUGGCUGUAAAGAACAAAUAGAAAAGCUGCGAGAAGUAGUCGAAAUGCCUCUCCUUCAUCCUGAACGUUUUGUGAAUAUUGGUAUUGAACCUCCUAAAGGUGUACUCUUUUAUGGUCCUCCUGGGACAGGAAAGACGCUUUGUGCCCGUGCUGUCGCAAAUCGAACUGAUGCUUGUUUUAUUCGUGUAAUUGGUUCUGAAUUGGUGCAAAAAUAUGUUGGUGAAGGAGCGAGGAUGGUUCGUGAAUUAUUCGAGAUGGCAAAGACAAAGAAGGCUUGUAUUAUUUUCUUUGAUGAAGUUGAUGCUAUUGGUGGAGCUCGUUUUGAUGAUGGAAUGGGGGGAGAUAAUGAAGUUCAACGGACAAUGCUCGAAUUGAUCAAUCAGCUGGAUGGAUUUGACUCGCGCGGUGCAAUCAAAGUUUUAAUGGCCACAAAUCGUCCUGAUACUUUGGAUCCUGCACUUGUACGGCCAGGACGUAUUGAUCGUCGUAUCGAAUUCGCCGUGCCUGAUUUGGAAGCACGUGCAAACAUUCUAAAGAUUCAUACAAAGCGGAUGAGUGUCGAUCGGAAUAUUCGUUAUGAAUUGAUAUCGCGUCUUUGCCCGAAUACAACAGGAGCUGAUAUUCGCUCUGUCUGUACUGAAGCCGGAAUGUUUGCAUUGCGUGCUCGUCGUAAAGCAAUAACCGAAAAGGAUUUUAUUGACGCUGUUCAGAAAGUGGUGAAAGGAUAUGCAAAGUUUAGUUCAACUCCAAGUUAUAUGACACAUAAUUAAAAACAAUUUCUUUGUAUUUGUGCUUUUAAUAAAUGUUUUUUAAAAUAUUCUUUGAAUUUGUUUGUUUGAUUAUUGGGUCUAUAAAUUAAUUUAAAAUAUAUUUCUUUGAAUGUUUGAGUUAAAAAUUGAUUUAAUUUUAAAUUGUAGGCACGCGUGAAAAUAGUGUGGAUAUAAUGAGGGAAAAGAGAAAAAGGGUUUGCAUGGA